AGAGAGAGAGAGAGGGGGAGGGAGGGGGAGGAUGAGUUUCGUUGUGGGUUGUGCUUGAUCUCUCACGCAUCCGAGUUCUUUAGGUAAGCAUUGACCCCCGCUUCCGCAACGAGCUCCUUCUCUGUACUUUCUUGUUUGUUUUCCAGAUCUUGAGCUGGUUUCGCGGGUGCUAUUUGGGGAGACCCUUCGUUUUCUUGUCAUUCCCACGUUGAUUCCCACGUUUGUGACCCUUGUUCGGGUCUCGUUUGCGCCGGGUUGUCUGGUUGGUUCGUUCGUUCGAUUUGGCGUGUUUCGGUCAUUUGGGUUAGUCUUGGAUUUGGAUCUUGCUGGGUGUUGAGGUGGGGUUAGUUUGGUUUCUUGAUUUGGGAGAAAAAUGUUGGGUCGGUCCCCGCUGCUGCGAGCCGGCGGCUUCCGGCCGGAUAAUCUGGGCCAGCACGCGAUGGCGAUGAUAGGCAACCUCUGCUUCACGCUGUUCGUGAUUGGGGUUCUGGUUUUCACCAUAAUCGCCGCGACUUACGAGCCCGAAGAUCCCCUCUUCCAUCCGUCGACCAAGAUCACCACGUUCCUCACGUCCACCACUAAUGCCACUUUCAUGUCCGAUGACACGGUGGUCAAGACCGGCGAGGAUUUCAUGCCCGCGAAUCAGACGGUGUUUGAUAAUUUCAUCAAUGUGACUGACGUCGAGAACCCGGUGACCGGUUCGGCUGAGAUCACGGGUGGGAAUGAGUGUGAGGGGAGUGUCGGCCAGCCGAUCGAUUGCAGGGACCCCGAAGUUUUCCACCUAAUGAUGAAGGCCACGAUAGAGCAGUUUAAGGAUAUACACUUUUACAGGUUCGGGAAGCCUGUUGCGGGAUCCAACGAGAGCACCUGCGAUAUGGCGUGGCGGUUUAGGCCAAAGGAAGGGAAGGCGGCUGCAUUUUAUAAGGAUUACAGGAGGUUUGUGAUUUCCAGGUCGGAGAAUUGUACGCUUAGUGUUGUGAGCAUUGGGGAUUACCAUACGGGUGUCAAUGCUAGGAAGAGGAAGAAGAAUCAGAAACCCGGGUUUGAGAAGCAACCGGCAAAGAAAGAGGAGCAGACUAUAUCUUUGCCCGUUGUUGGGGAAACGGUGAAUGACGCACUUCCGGUGGUUGAGUCCGAGGGGUCGUUCAGUCGCGGGAAGUACUUGAUCUACAUGGGCGGUGGAGAUAGAUGCAAGAGCAUGAAUCAUUAUCUCUGGAGCUUCUUGUGCGCCUUGGGCGAGGCCCAGUACUUGAACAGGACUUUGGUCAUGGAUUUGAGUAUUUGCUUGUCUAAAAUUUACACGUCGUCGAAUCAAGACGAAGAAGGAAAAGAUUUUAGGUUCUACUUUGACUUCGAGCACUUGAAGGACUCUGCAUCAGUGUUGGACCAGGACCAGUUCUGGGCGGAUUGGGGCAAAUGGCACAAGAAAGACAAAUUGAACCUUCACCUUGUGGAGGACUUCAGGGUCACUCCUAUGAAGCUAACAGACGUGCAAGAUGCCUUGAUAAUGAGAAAGUUUGGGUCGGUGGAACCCGAUAACUACUGGUAUAGGGUGUGUGAAGGCGAGACUGAAUCUGUCAUUAAGCGUCCAUGGCAUCUAAUGUGGAAAUCGAGACGGGUGAUGGAUAUUGUGUCAUCAAUUGCGGCAAAGUUGAAUUGGGAUUACGACUCAGUCCAUAUCGAGAGAGGGGAGAAGGCAAAGAACAAAGACCUGUGGCCGAAUCUCGCGGCCGAUACCUCUCCUGAUGCACUUAUCUCAACAUUGAAGGACAAAGUUGAAGAUGGGAGGAACCUUUACAUUGCAACUAAUGAACCCGACAACUCCUUCUUCAAUCCAUUGAAAGACAAGUACUCGACUCAUUUCCUGGACGAGUACAAGGAACUCUGGGAUGAGAAGAGCGAGUGGUAUUCCGAGACCACAAAGCUGAAUAAGGGUGUCCCCGUCGAGUUCGACGGAUACAUGAGGGUUUCAGUUGACACUGAAGUUUUCUUGAGGGGUAAAAAGCAGAUCGAGACCUUUAACGACCUCACAAACGACUGCAAGGACGGUAUUAAUACUUGCAGCACUUCUGCCAGUUGAUAACCAUUGCACUGAAGUUCAAAAGCUUCAUGAUGUCUCCAGAUUGCUGAUUUGUGUUGGCGGAUUGAUCCGGUUCUGCGCAAUGCAAAUGACCUAGAGGAUUGACGAUAAAUAAAAUGAUAUUGGUGAAGCUUUCUCUUUCCACUUGGGUGGUUGGACCUUUCCCUGAGAAGCCAAGAGCGUACAGUGCAUUGCUUGGUGUGAGUUGGAUAGAAGUGCAUGGCAUCUGACAUGGAGAGCUUCUUUGCUUCUUGCAUCUUUUCUCCAUCAACUUGUCACGCAACUUCUUUUUCCUCUUUGGCUGGGAUUAAAACUUCUUAGUUGUGACAUGCUCGACUCACGGAAGGAUAGUUUACUAGGCAGUAUCCGCCAA
Syzygium oleosum is the source of this 2453-nucleotide messenger RNA. RefSeq lists its product as uncharacterized. Gene Ontology annotation, cellular component: Golgi apparatus. The coding region runs from base 374 to 2080 and encodes 568 amino acids. The record is from RefSeq and is a predicted model, not a curated record. The transcript is spliced from 2 exons. NCBI's taxonomy places the organism in Eukaryota, Viridiplantae, Streptophyta, Magnoliopsida, Myrtales, Myrtaceae.